CGGGGCAACAGCAGCAGCAGCAGCAACAGCAACAGCAGCAGCCACAGCAGCAGCAACAGCAGCCACAGCAGCAACAGCAGCAGCAGUAGGCGUAGCAGCAGCAGCAACAACAACAACGACGAGGACGACUGCGGCGUGUAGCGUGCCCGUACUAAUCCACACUUAGCUCUCUUUCUCGCUCUACCUUUAGGGAACAGCAACCACUCGUUUUGGUUUGUUGUUUGUUUAAAUAGCGGCCGCGUACGUUCGCCACAUCGCUGCGUGUGUGUACAUUCGACACUCCCCCACCCCCUAUCCCCUAAAAGAAACCUACAGAGUCGCUGCCGAAGCGUCCGUGAAGAAGAGGAAGAAGAAGGAGGAGGAGGGGGAGGACCCUUGCGCUUGAUGUCAGCUGUGCGCGGCCAUGCGUCUGCUGGGCGAAUGGUGGCUGCAUGUGUGCUUGCUGGCUGUGCCACUCAUCGCUAUCUACCUGAGCGUCCCAGCGCCGCCGCUCACACCGCCGCUCCUGCAGUGGCGUGCUGGCGGGCACGUGUAUCACCACGGCACACAGCGCAUCUUCUACAGAGAUGACCCGGGUGUCUUGGGAGUGGAUGACAUUGUGAUUCUUCUGCACGGAUUUCCCACCUCGAGCUACGACUGGAGGAAGAUAUGGGAACCGCUGACGCAGCGAUUCAGCCGUGUGAUCGCUCUGGACUUCCUGGGAUUUGGUUUCAGCGACAAGCCGCGCCCGCAUGCUUACACGCUGGAGGAGCAGGCCGACAUUGUGCAGGGCCUCGCGGUGAUGCUGGGCCUCGCCAACCGCCGCCUGCACGUCCUGGCGCACGACUACGGCAUCACCGUGGCACAGGAGCUGCUGGCGAGGCAUGAAGAUGGAACUCCUGGACACCUACUGUUCAAAAGUGUCUGCUUUUCUAACGGAGGCCUAUUUCCGGAAACAAAUCACCCCCGGCUAUCGCAGGAGAUCUUGAACGAGGAGUUCGUGCUCUCGCCGGUGCUGAUGAGGUUGAUGAACUUCAUCUUCUUUAAACAAGGACUCCGGGAGGUGUUUAGCCCCUACACCCAGCCCACCGACCCCGAGUUCUGGGACAUGUGGGUCGCCCUGCGCUUCAACGACGGGCAUCUCGUCGUCAGCAGUCUGUUGCAGUACAUCCAGCAGCGGUGGCAGAACCGGGCACGCUGGGUUGAUGCCCUCAUCGUCACCAGGGUGCCGUUGCACUUUAUUUAUGGACCAGCAGACCCUGUGAAUCCACACCCAGAAUUCGUCAACCACUAUCGCUCCAUGCUGCCGGAGUCGACCGUGAACGUGCUGGGCGCUCACGUGGGCCACUACCCUCAGCUGGAGGACCCGCAGGCCUUCCUCAACGCGUACAUCUCCUUCAUCAACUCGUUCUGAUCCUCGGCGACUCGUCCUGACCCGCAUAGCUGGCUGGUGCCUGUGUGCGCGUGUGUGUGUGCGUGAGCGGACGUAAUUAGGCGUGUAACGAUGCAUUAAUUAAUUAAAGAGCACUUAUUUCACCCACAAUGCAUGCGUCAAAUCGCACGUAAUCGGGUGUUUUUGGUUUGUCUACGUCGUAAAUAAUGGGUUCAUGCGACCCCCCCCCCCCCCCCCCCAAAACCACUACAGAAGUGGCUCUCAACCUUUUUGGCAUAGUGGCCCCCCAAAUCAAGACUGCUCCCAACCCCAUACGUGCCCCCCCCCCCCCUUUCAGGUUAUAAAGGCCACAAUAUUCAAAGCCUGCGUGUCCUUGCCAUCAGUCAACGUGGUUUUAGUCAAGCCUGCGCCCCCAUUAAAGGCUUUCGGACCCUUGGAGGGUUGUGAACUCGCGGUUUGAGAACUGCUGUACUAGAGACGCUACAUUCAGCACAGCAUUUAAAAUAUUGAUUAACGAUCGUGAAUCUUGAAUUUGAAUAUUUAUAAUUAAUUUAAGUGAAUCGCUACAUGCCUAACAAUUGUGUGUGUACGGACGUGUGAAUGUAUAGCGGAAGCGGUGACACAUUGCUUUGUGAAAAUUGUUUCCAACAAUAUGCAAACACUUUACGAAAUGCGGUGGGUUGUGUGUAUGACGUGUGUACAUGUAUGUGUGCAUUGUGGGGAGAGGUAGUAUAAUGGUUAUCAUGCUGCACUACGAACCCAACGACCAGAGUGCGAUUCCCGAUUACGGCCAAUACCAUGUGACGAUUAUCUGAAUCGGUCGUGGGCCUCCCAUAGGUCGACUCGGCCUCAAAUGAAUACCUGGUGCGGUGCGUAAACAUCGGCACUGGGGAGAAAGGCAGUAGGGCAUGGUGCUGGCCACCCAUCCCCUAGUGUGCUGUGCCGGCCUUCAUAGGUGCUCGCUAACAGCACUUCCCCCAAUAAUCUGUUAAGGCUAUACGGGGGAUCUUUGGUUUUCUUUGCAUUUGGCAGCAUUUUAACAGUGGUUUGUGCACUGUACUACAAUCCUGGAUUUAAUUACCAGCCAUGGAUAACAUCAGUGGCAAAUGUUAGCAUAAUAAUCCAUCCUGGCCCUAACAGCAGUAAACUCGGCCUGAAAAUGAGUACCUGAUGCAAUGUGUCAGCUAUCAGCCCUGGGUGAGACAAAGGUGGUUUGGUUUAGUGCUGGCCACACCAUCUGCCCCCCUCCCCCCAUCAGUCUUAAUCGAUGCUUGCCAACAGCAUCUGCUCAUACACGUGUAAUAAGGUUUAAUGUGGGUAUGUAUUCUUUGUGUGAAAAUGAUUGGUUGGGGUUGAGUUGUAUUUGCAUUUAUGCUAAAAUUACCAAUAGGGUGGCAUUCAUCUCCACUGAGGGCCUUGAGCCAGUGGUACAAAUUCCACAUUCUUUUUGUACAGGCAAAUCUCUCCCGACGACAACUUAAUGAAAUGUACAACCUCAAACAACACAUAGCCUUUGUGUUCUCAGCUCUCCUUAACUCGAAAGUCACUUUAAUUUCUUACGUUCUCAUGAACAAAGCUUCAAGCUCGUGUGGUUACAUCUCAAGAUCCACCCCCGUGGGUAAGCAGCUGUAAGAUAACCAACUUUGCUUUUCGAGAUGCACCUGCCGUGAAUGCAGAGUGGCACGUCCAUCAGAUAAAACGCACUGCGUGGCAGACUGAGAGGGAGCUAUGGAAAAAAAUCGACAAACAUCUCUAACUGCCACUGCAUUCAAUGGCUGUGGCAAGGAUUGCCCCUCAAGAAUUGGCCCUUCUAGGCGCUGCAAAUUUACACAGCUGACCUCGUGAGGCGCGAAAGAAUGGUCUUCUGAGACAAACAGGCCUCGUCAUCAUCAUCAACACUCCGAUCAAAUUCGGAAGAACCCCGAUCGGGGUUAUGAGUGGAGGGCUUUACCACAAUACUGGCCUCUGCUCCCGGGAUUUGGAACCCGGUUGAAGUCGACAGACAACACAUUUGGGAAAGCUGCAGAAGGCAGCGUGACCCCUUUUUUAAGUGUGAGCAUUUGCGUGAGUGACGCUAUCUGUAUCAUGUAGGCAGAAGCUGUCCUGUGUGUGGGUAUAAAGCAUGGAAUAAUAAAAAAUGGUGUCCAUAAAGGUCUCAUCCACGAUUAAAUAAUUAUUAUUAUUCUGGAGCGGUUUAAAACGUGCAAUUGGAAAUGUCGGCAGCAUAUUCCUUUACAAGACGUAGGGUUUUUGAAAAAGCGCAAAGCUUCAGUGAUCCUGAACGUCUCGCACGCGAGAGGCAUUCGAGACUAUUGCACGCGAGGUGAUGGUGAACACCUGGGGCUCUCGAAUUUCUGACGCGGAGCGGGUUGCCAACGCUACGGUGAAAGUGUGGCACGUUUUAAGGGAGGGAGACGUGUGUUUUAUAAAAAGUGCCUUCCGUAUCGAAAUAUCUCGAGUGCUGUAGGUAAUUUUUUUUGGUAUUUCAUUGACUUGGUUCAAGCUGCCGUGUACAAUUCUGUAAUCGUGACUUGGUGCCUUUUAUGGAUGCCCGUAGAUGUUUGAGCACAUGUUGUAUACCUAUUUGGGUUAGAACUGGACAAAAACAACCUCCGAGGGGUAUUGCUCAUCCAGUUUGCACGCGAUUGUACUUGGCGGGGUAGGGGGGUACCUAUGUGCAUCUGCGGUUACGCGAAAAGAGUUGCAAAAGCCACUUGUGGCUAGUCAACGUAAGCAAAACUCUUUUCACGUAACCAGCAUUGGCUCUCGCAACACCGGCACCAAACACAAGCGUUAUAACCGAAUUAAAUUACUUUUUUAAUGCUUAAUACGAAAUUACGUGAUUUACUAAGCUCGGUGAUGGCUGGUGAGCCACUCUCUGCGCUGCCCUUGCAGUUGCACACUCGGUCGCCCCACGGACUGCCCAUUCCGAGGGCCCGUGUCUGCUCGUGCGAAACCUGAACUGGAAUUCUUCCAUAGUGUCGUAAAAAAACGUUCUAAACCACAACCAAACCACCCCGGGAAGCCGAGCAGGCCAGAGGGGCCCCGUUAGUUACCUGGGUGGGUGACCGCCAUCAGCUCGUGUGUGGCCACGUGUUGUACGCGUGGGGUUUCGAGUUGGAUUGAGAGGCUUAUUGAGUGUUAACCCAUUCAUUGUGUGUAUGCUGGGUUUUCCAUUCCGGUAUUCAUUCUGGUUUCCUUCCACUUGCAAAAACACUCGUUCAUGGAACUAACAAACAUCUCGAUGGUGUGAUCCCUUUGAAAAAAAGGUCUGCCUCUGAUGCUUUCCUCGAUACAGACUGGGGAUGGAAAAUCGUAUAAGGUUUUUUUAAUGCAAGUAUUUGUUCAUCACGUUAUGCAAAACCAAAGAGGUGUAUUUUUCUGUGUACGGGGUAUGGGGGGGAGGCAUAUGCGGAGACGAUGUGUGACGUGUGACAUUUGUAAUAAACUCUUGGCAAUUGACUGCCACUGCUGA
Molecule: messenger RNA, 4847 nt
Organism: Lethenteron reissneri (Far Eastern brook lamprey)
Lineage: Eukaryota; Metazoa; Chordata; Hyperoartia; Petromyzontiformes; Petromyzontidae
Gene: MEST
Product: mesoderm specific transcript
Biological process (GO): acylglycerol catabolic process
Cellular component (GO): membrane
Molecular function (GO): monoacylglycerol lipase activity
Source: RefSeq, a predicted model, not a curated record